Caenorhabditis remanei is the source of this 1302-nucleotide messenger RNA. RefSeq lists its product as uncharacterized. NCBI's taxonomy places the organism in Eukaryota, Metazoa, Nematoda, Chromadorea, Rhabditida, Rhabditidae. Bases 1 to 1302 code for a protein of 433 amino acids. The transcript has 6 exons. The record is from RefSeq and is a predicted model, not a curated record.
AUGGUCUCAAUUGGAGUGUCCCUGGUACUCUUCUCUUUGAUUCCAUUGAUUUUAUGUACGAACGAAGGAUUUCUGAAGAUAAGCGAUACGGAGAAUGAAAAGAGACAACUAGAGUGUGGACACCUCUCAAAAUUCGUCGAAGGCACCAGUACCGUUCUCCAAAAACCCGUUGGAUCCUGGAUAUCACCUUAUCAUUUUAUCACUAGCAUCACCUCUGUAUCGAACAACAAGAAUUAUAACGACUUGGAGUGUGAAACCCGCGGACACAUGGUCACUAGCUUCUACGAGCCAAAAGCAAAAUUUGCUGCAAAAGUUGUAGGAAAGUGCAAUAAAGAGGGCGUGGUUUUGGUGGAUACUCAUGCGGAAUACGAUAAGCCACAUAAGAAAUUCUUCUGUCUGAAAGAAAAAACUCCAAAAACCGGAGAUCUCGUCGAUGUUGUUAAUGAUAAAGGAGUCGAAGAACCGGGAACAGUCGUCGAUUGCCCAGACCCGAAGAAGAAGUCAGUAUUUUGCGUGGCUACGAAGAAGGCAAACAAACAUGGGCACGUUUUCUCUGGAGAUAAAGAAAAUUAUUCACUGAUCGGGGUGACACUUGGACAUAUUGAAAGUAAGAUUCAGAACAUUUUUGAGAGAAACUCAAGAAAACCCUCCAAACGACUUCCCGUCCCACCACCAACACUACCACCGGUUGUCAAGAAAACAACAGUUCCCAUGACUAACACUACGGUAGCGACGGAAAUCACAACUUCUUCUGAAGACUCUUCAUCAACCAACACUCCUUCAACGAAGCCAGCAGAGAAAACGACAACGUCAGAAGAUGUUGCAGAAGUUACAACGACAGUUAUAGCAAAAAAAGAGGAACCAACGACUAAAACUGAAAACAAAACCGAUGCUGCCACUACAGAGAGCGCAGGAGAAUCCACAGAAGAUCCGAUUCAAGAUCCAACUACUCAGAAACCAAAAGAUCCAUCUACUAAGCCACCAGUUGUUCCAUCCACAUCGUCUGAAGCUCCAACUUCUGAGCCUGAGCCCGUUGCCACUAUUCCAGACACCCCUCAAUCUACAGCUUCCUCCCCGGGAUCCCAACCAACUUCACCACCUGCUAGCUCGGUGACAACUGCUUCAGCUCCUGUAGCCACUGACUCCAAACAACAUCCUCAUGCUGAAGCACUCACGGACUUUUCGGAUAUCGAUUGUGAAAAGGAGAACUUGUGUUUCGAUGAGGACAUUUUUGCAUCUGCAAGUGCUAAUGGAGGGAUUCUUUUGAUUAUUUGUGUUUCUGUGGUUUUUAUGGGAUUUUAA